CCUCACCAGCACAGCUCCAAGGAGUGGAUCCCUCCCGGAGGGACGGUGGGUGUUUGUGCCCACCAGCACCCCAGCCAUCGCCAGCCUUCCUCUGGGUGACCUUGGGUGAGGCUCUGCUUGCCUGGAGAGCUGUUGAUUUACAAUGCAGAUUCAUCGCUCCUCGCCUGCCUGUCCCUGCCCCUCCUAAAUUGGGCUGGGAUAUAAGAGGUUGUUUGCUCUCCGAUGCCAACAGUGGCCAUGGCAGAACGCCCUGCCACGUGAGAGGCAGAGAUAGAGGAGAGGGGGCUAAGGAGGAGUGAACUGUGCAGUUGCUCUUGCUUCUGGUAGCUGAGGAGCACAUCUGCACGACCAUGUCUGUGCUGAACCCUGUCCUGCAGCUCACGGAGGUGAAGGACUACCUGUGCAAGGGCGACCGCUUCAUCAAAUGGGAUGAUGAAACAUCAAAUGCUUCUCCUGUGAUUCUCCGAGUGGAUCCCCAGGGCUUUUACGUGUACUGGACCUACCAGAGCACGGAAAGAGAAAUUCUGGAUAUCACCAGCAUCCGAGACACCCGAACAGGGCGAUUUGCCAAAAUGCCCAAGUCCCUGAAGCUCCGAGAGGUUUUUAACUUGGAUCACCCUUACAGCACCUUCCUGCUGAAGAACCUGACAAUUGUAUCUGGCUCUGACAUGGUUGACCUCACUUUCCAUAACUUUGUGUCCUACAAGGAGAGUAUUUGCAAGGACUGGGCUGAGGAUAUAAUGGCCAUUGCCAGGAAUCCCAUCACGUACAACGCUCCCCGCUACACCUUCCUAGAGAAAAUUCUGGUGAAGCUGAAGUUGCAACUGAAUGAAGAGGGAAAGAUUCCUGUCCGGAAUAUUUUUCAGAUGUUCCCUGCAGACAAGAAGAGGGUGGAAGAAGCAUUAAGUGCUUGUCAUCUGCCAAAUGGCAAGAAUGAUGCCAUCAACCCCGAGGACUUCCCCGAGCCGGUGUACAAGACAUUCCUCAUGAAUCUGUGUCCACGGCCCGAGAUUGAUGAGAUAUUUACUUCACACCAUCUAAAAGCAAAGCCCUACAUGACCAAAGAUCACCUGGCAAAGUUCAUCAACAAGAAGCAGCGUGACACCCGCCUCAAUGACAUCCUCUUCCCGCCAGCCAAACCUGAUCAGGUGCAGAGCCUGAUAGAGAAGUAUGAGCCCAGUGGGUUUAACAUCCAGAGAGGUGAGUCUUGUUCAGCCCAAAGCUCUUGCUAUAGAAGUGGGAUGACAGAGCAGAAGAUCUUGUGCCUUGUGCCAUUCUGCUUCCCAGGGGAGCAGUCAGCCUUGUUCCCACAACUCCCUGUUGUUCCCACAAAUUUUUCCACUUCCAAAGAGGGGCCAGAACUGUUCUAUUUGGUGACCAAGAACAGCUCUGUUUGCUAUGCAGGGCAGCUGUCUCCAGAGGGGAUGGUCUGGUUCCUCUGUGGCCCCGAGAACAACCUGAUAGUGCUGGACAAGCUGAUGCUAUACCAGGACAUGACCCAGCCACUCUCACACUACUACAUCAACUCCUCACACAACACCUAUCUGACAGCCGGGCAGUUUUCUGGGACGUCCUCUCCCGAAAUGUAUCGCCAGACGCUGCUGGCCGGCUGCCGCUGCGUGGAGCUGGACUGCUGGAAGGGCCGGCCCCCGGAUGAGGAGCCCAUCAUCACCCACGGCUUCACCAUGACAACUGAGAUCCUCUUCAAGGAUGCCAUCGAGGCCAUUGCAGAAAGUGCUUUUAAAACAUCUCCAUACCCUGUGAUCCUGUCCUUCGAGAACCACGUGGACUCGCCCAAGCAGCAGGCAAAGAUGGCCGAGUACUGCCGAACAAUUUUUGGAGACAUGCUGCUGACAGAGCCACUGGAGAAAUACCCGCUGAAGCCAGGAGUUCCUCUGCCAAGUCCAAAGGAUCUCUUAAGGAAAAUAUUGAUUAAAAACAAAAAGAACCAAUCAAUGUCUGGGAAGAGGCAGAACUCUUUGAAGAAAGGGAGGAACAUGGAACCAGAAACCACUGAGCAGCCAGCAUCUAUGGAUGCUGAAGAUACUGUCUGGGCAGGUGAUGUUGCUGAAGAGGAGCCAGAGGAAGAGGAUGAACAGCUCAGAAAUCUGGAUGAAGAGGAAAUUAAAAAGAUGCAGUCAGAUGAGGGCACGGCUGGCCUGGAAGUGACAGCGUACGAGGAGAUGUCCAGCCUGGUUAACUACAUACAGCCCAUCAAAUUCAACUCCUUCGAGGUCUCUGCCAAGAAGAACCGGAGUUACGUCAUCUCUUCCUUCACCGAGACCAAGGCUUGCGAUCUACUGAGCAAGUUCCCCAUGCAGUUUGUGGAAUACAACAAGUGGCAGAUGAGCCGCAUUUACCCCAAAGGCACCCGGAUGGACUCCUCCAAUUACCAGCCCCAGAUGUUCUGGAAUGUUGGCUGUCAGAUGGUGGCACUCAACUUCCAGACCAUGGAUGUCCCCAUGCAGCAGAACAUGGCCCUGUUUGAGUUCAACGGGCAGUGUGGGUACCUGCUCAAGCACGAGUUCAUGCGGCGCCCCGACAAGCAGUUCGACCCCUUCUCCGUGGACCGCAUCGACGGGCUGGUGGCCACUACUGUCUGUGUCACGGUACUCUCUGGUCAGUUCCUCUCGGACCGCAGCGUGAAGACCUACGUGGAAGUGGAGCUCCUUGGGCUGCCAAGGGAUGCCAAACGCAAACACAGAACCAAACUGACCUCCACGGCCAACUCCAUUAACCCUGUGUGGAAAGAGGAGGCUUUUGUUUUUGAAAAGAUCAUGAUGCCUGAGUUGGCAUCUCUCAAAAUUGUGGCUUGGGAAGAAGGAGGGAAGUUCAUUGGCCAGCGUAUCAUUCCCAUCAUCGCAAUGCACCCAGGCUACCACCACGUGUGCCUGCGCAGCGAGAGCAACAUGCCGCUCACCAUGCCCGCCCUCUUCGUAUUCCUGGAGAUCAAGGACUACGUGCCAGAUGCUUGGGCAGAUCUCACUAUUGCCCUCUCCAACCCCAUCAAGUUCUUCAACCUGCAGGACAAGCGCUUGGUGAAGCACAAGGAUACCUCGGGGGAGAGGCCUGGCACACAGACAAACCUCUCAUCUGCUGAGACUAACGGGGUGGCAGGCUCCACUGGGAAACCCAGCAUUCCACCCUCUAAUGGGUCCACAGGAGCAGCAGUGUUCACCAAGGAUGAAGCUGUGUUAGAAGUAAUGCAGAUGGCAGAGCCUGAGACAAUCACCCUUGCUGAGCUGCAGCAGAAGAAGCGCUUCCUGAAGCUGCUGAAGAGGCAGGAGAAGGAGCUGAGGGAGCUGGAGUGGAAGGGCAGCAAACAGAGGGAGGAGCUGCUGCAGAAAUACUCCGGGCUCUUUUCGGAGCUGGCCUGCCCUGGGGGCAAGAAAAGGACAAUACGCACAAGGAAAACACAGAAGAAGAGGAGUGUGACCCCAAGUGAUGCUGGUACCAGUGCACAUCCUGUAAAAGCAGCAGACAGCAUCGACUGCCACUGGCUCGUGGAGCUGAGGGAGAGGCUGGAGAUGGACCUCAUCCACCUUGGGGAGGAGCACCACAACCGGAUCCGAAGGAAGAAAGAGCAGCACGCUACCGAGCAAGUUGCCAGGAUCCUGGAGCUGGCCAGGGAGAAGCAGGCAGCUGAGCUGCGGGUGCUGAGGGACACGUCAGAAAGCAACAUUAAAGACAUUAAGAAGCGGAUGGAGGCAAAGAGGGUGGAGCGUGUCCAGGCCAUGCUGAGGAAUACCAGUGACAAGGCUGCUCAGGAGAGGUUGAAGAAAGAAAUUAACAAUUCCCACAUUCAGGAAGUGGUGCAGACAGUGAAACGGGUGACAGAGAAGACUGGCAGGUUCCAGCAGAAACUGGAGGAGAAGCAGGCAGCAAAUCUUCAGUCCAUCAAAGAGAGAGAAAGCCAGCUCCAGCAGCAGGUACGGGUGGAAUAUGAGGAGAAGUUGAGAGCUCUGAACAUGGAGGUUCAGGAGAUGGUGAAGAACUACACCAAAGCCAGCUUUCCUGGAGAACCACAGACUAGGAAGGAAGCAGGUCAGAGCAUUCCUGAGGGAGAACAAGGCUCUACAGACCAACUGGAAGGAAAUACCCCAGUGGCAGAGGUGUCCAGGCUUACACUGGCAAUGACUCAGCCCUUGGGAGCUGGAAUGGAUGUGGAGAUAGAAGAGAGCAUAUUCUGAGAUGAGGCUCUUCCUUACUGUUCAUUGCAAGAAGGUGUAUGGUGAAGUAACAACCAGCUUCACAAACUACUGCCAUCCCUUUCUAUUCUGGGGAGCUCCUGAAAUCCUUCAGGAAUGUACUACAUUAUCCCAGACAUCUGGAAGCAGUCUGGAGAGCUCACCCUUCAGAGUACUUCACUCUCUGUCUUCCCAGUCUGAGCUCUGAGGUGUUUUAGCAGUGGGAAAGGGCCUGUGCCUGCAGACCAACUCCCUGUUGGCAUCACAGCAGCAGCUACAGGAAUAUUUACUUUGCAUUCAGAUCAGUUUUUAGAGUCAGUUCCCUCAUCAUUCCUCACAUGCAUCUCUUCACAUCAGUCCAACUCCUCCUAACAUCUUCCACACGGUUCAAUGAAACAGCAAUAAACAAAGCUAAACACUGAUACAAAGAGACACCACAGGUGGGGAUAGGGGUGGGAAGUGGGUUCAACCACAGCAAACCACACCAUGCUGUGUGUCCUACAGGAAAACAGUUACACCUGAAGCUGCAUUAAUAAACAAUUACAAAUGCUGCUAUAGAAACCAAACCCCAGCUCAAGCAGGUAACAAACAGCAUGUUCCAAGUCUAGUCUGAACGCCCAACAAGGGUCCACAUCUCCCCUGUGGUGUCACCAGAGUACUGGAAUUAUGGAUUGUACAUUUCUGAGCUAUUUAUUUUCUAAAAAAAAUAAAACAUAGCAGUUCUU
This is a messenger RNA of Pyrgilauda ruficollis (rufous-necked snowfinch), 4912 nucleotides long. It is a transcript of the gene PLCB2, whose product is annotated as phospholipase C beta 2. The record is from RefSeq and is a predicted model, not a curated record. Gene Ontology annotation, biological process: phosphatidylinositol-mediated signaling; lipid catabolic process. The coding region runs from base 351 to 4190 and encodes 1279 amino acids. Gene Ontology annotation, molecular function: calcium ion binding; phosphatidylinositol-4,5-bisphosphate phospholipase C activity. NCBI's taxonomy places the organism in Eukaryota, Metazoa, Chordata, Aves, Passeriformes, Passeridae. The transcript is spliced from 31 exons.